Drosophila novamexicana is the source of this 1805-nucleotide messenger RNA. RefSeq names its product carboxypeptidase B. The record is from RefSeq and is a predicted model, not a curated record. The coding region runs from base 923 to 1771 and encodes 282 amino acids. NCBI's taxonomy places the organism in Eukaryota, Metazoa, Arthropoda, Insecta, Diptera, Drosophilidae. Gene Ontology annotation, biological process: proteolysis. The transcript is spliced from 2 exons. Gene Ontology annotation, molecular function: metallocarboxypeptidase activity; zinc ion binding.
CAUGUUUUGCAUAUAAUUUACAAAUCAGAUAUCGAUGAAUUAUCGAAAGUGAAGGGGGCUAACUAUCGAUAAAAAGUUGACUCCACAAAUCGAUAUUUUUUUACUUUUUCGUAUAUAAUAGGAAUUAUCGAAAUAACAGUUAAUAGGUUUUGGCCUUUAAAGUCUUUUUCUCUAUGGGGCCCGCUGCGACUAUCGACUUAAUGAUACCCUCUUUUUCUCGACCAACUUUGAAGGGGUAUAAAAACAGAACGAACAGAGUGUGAAGGUUGUUGAAGGUAAAGCAAGACUUGGCAAAAGGGGUUGCAAAAGGAAAUGAGACAUCGCGACAGUUAACUGAGUGACGGCGGAACACUUGUGACAGCUUUGAUAUGCCCCGCCACGCCCACAAGCCGCCCUCUUUUGGCUGCACUUGAAGCUAGCCAUGAACUUGGAACGCACCGCGACGCCUUGACUGAGAUGGGAAUGGGCAAGGGCAGGGGCAGGGGUAGGAACUUGCAAGACACUUGUUUAAUCAAUAAACGGCAGGACACGCAAUUUCCUUGAGUCGGUGCAGGAAUUGAGCCAUUUCUCCCAAUCGCCAAGCUAUAUUCAGGCACUUGACACUUGCCCUUCGAGGUUCGUAAUUCGAGGGAGGGGGCGAGGUCAGGUUGAAUGAACUGCUCGGUUGGGGUUGCCAUAGUUAGUUAGCAUACGCUCGCUCAGUCUGGCAAUAUUCUGUUCAUAUUCCGCAGGACAUCGCCUCACCUGGCAGGCCUAUCAUCGCCUGGAGGAUAUUCACGGCUUUAUUGAUUACAUGGCCAAAACGUAUCCGGACAUUUGCUCCACCGAAACCAUCGGCCACUCCGUAGAGAAGCGUCCGCUCAAGAUACUCAAGUAAGUUCUCCGACGACGAGGAGCUGCUGCAGCGUCCACCAGGUCUUAAAUGUUCGCUUUUCCUUGCAGAAUCUCCAAUGGAAAUGCACGCAAUCCCAGCAUCUGGAUCGAUGGCGGUAUGCAUGCACGCGAAUGGAUCAGUCCCGCAACGGUCACCUAUAUAGCCAAUCAGUUGGUCGAGGGCUGGGAGGAUCUGCCCGAGCAUAUGCGAAACAUUAACUGGUACAUCCAUCCGGUGGCCAAUCCCGACGGCUACGAAUACUCCCACACCACGGACCGUUUGUGGCGCAAGAAUAUGCGCGCCCAUGGACGCCAAUGUCCGGGCGUCGAUCUCAAUCGUAACUUCGGCUACAAGUGGGGCGGCAAGGGCACCUCGGCGAGUCCCUGCUCGCAGACAUAUCGCGGCAGCAAGGCCUUCUCGGAGCCGGAGACAUUCUACAUAUCGAAAUUCAUAAGCGGCUUCCCGCGCGACACUUUCCAGGCGUAUCUGUCGUUCCACAGCUACGGCCAAUAUAUACUCUAUCCCUGGGGCUAUGACUAUCAUCUGACCAAGGAUCGCGCCGAUCUCGAUCGUGUGGCACGCCAAGCCGGCUCGAUCAUCACCAAGUCGUCGGGCGUUAAGUAUACGGUGGGAUCUUCGGCCACAACGCUCUAUCCGGCCGCCGGCGGCUCGGACGAUUGGGCCAAGGGCAUUGCGGGCAUCAAGUAUGCCUACACCAUCGAGAUGGGCGACACGGGUCGCUACGGCUUCGUCCUGCCCGCCCAGUUCAUUCAGUACAACGGCAAGGAUGGCUACACCUUCGCCGAUACGGUCGCCCGCGCUGUUGCCCUGGGACGCACAACGGAUGCCAGAAGCAGCUCCAGCUCCAGCAGCAGCCGUCGCCGCCGCACUCGCUAGUUGCCUGAACUUAGACUUAGUUUAAUAUGACUUU